Messenger RNA from Aspergillus ochraceoroseus IBT 24754, 1905 nucleotides. RefSeq names its product flavin-containing monooxygenase. The transcript has 2 exons. NCBI's taxonomy places the organism in Eukaryota, Fungi, Ascomycota, Eurotiomycetes, Eurotiales, Aspergillaceae. The coding region runs from base 1 to 1905 and encodes 634 amino acids. Gene Ontology annotation, molecular function: flavin adenine dinucleotide binding; monooxygenase activity. The record is from RefSeq and is a predicted model, not a curated record.
AUGGCUACUCCAGACGUUCAACAAGUGCCUUCCCACAUGCGCACAGUUCCUGGUUCUUUCAAUAUUCCUGUUGCCCGGUUCCCCAGUGUUGCAAAGAAUGAGCCCAUCAACGCGGACAGAAUCGCAUCCACGGUGGUAGAUGCCUUCAACAAGUCUCUUGACACACAAGACUUCCAGAGCAUCGCCGGACUGUUCGUGGACAACGGCUUUUGGCGCGAUCACCUGGCACUCUCGUGGAAGCUCCGCACAGUGCAAGGGUCCAAAGGGGUUGUCGAAUUCCUCCAAAGCUGCUCCGAAUCAAGGGACGGCUUGAGACUGAAGAAAAUCGCCCUCGAUACAAGUUCUGCCGUGCGCGCCCCCCAAGUAUGUACCAUAGACGGAACGGGGAGUGUUCCGGGCGUCCAGUUUUUCUUCACGGUCGAAACCAAACUCGGCUCUGGGAUGGGUGUCGCUCGUCUGGUGUCGGAAAAUGGAAUAUGGAAGAUCUUCACCCUGUACACGGGGCUUCGGAGCCUAAACGGGCAUGAGGAAGCUACAUACCAUCGAAGACCCAAGGGAGCCGAACACGGAGGUCGGCCAGACCGCAAGAACUGGGCGGAGAAACGAGCAGACGAUGCUGCCUACGAGAACGAUAAAGAGCCGACUGUUUUGAUCAUAGGAGCCGGGCAAGGUGGACUGUCAGCGGCAGCGAGACUGAAGAUGCUCGGUGUCGAUGCCCUCAUCAUCGACAAAGCCAACCUCAUUGGGGAUAAUUGGCGCCUACGGUAUCGCCAGUUGGUCCUCCACGAUCCGGUUUGGUACGAUCAUAUGCCGUAUCUCAAUUUCCCAGCCCACUGGCCUAUCUUCACCCCCAAGGAUAAGCUCGCCGAGUUUUUCGAGUGCUAUGCAAAAAUCCUCGAACUCAAUGUGUGGAUGAAGACAACCAUCACGCGGAGUGAAUGGAAUGGCCAAGAGGGAAACUGGACUGUAUCCCUCUCGACCAGGCAAGACGACGGCACUUAUGUCGAACGGACCUUCCACCCACGCCAUAUAAUCCAGGCAACCGGGCAUUCGGGGAAGAUGAAUAUGCCUUGCAUUCCGGGGAUGGAGAACUUCAAGGGAGAUCUCCUCUGCCACUCAUCCCAGUUCCCUGGGGCCGCGAAAAACAAAAGAGGCAAGAAAGCCGUGGUUGUCGGGUCUUGCAAUUCCGCCCAUGAUAUCGCACAGGAUUACCAGGAGAAGGGAUACGAUAUAACGAUCGUUCAGCGCUCCACUACUUGUGUGAUCACCUCCAAGGCCAUUACCGAAAUCGGAUUGAAGGGAUUCUACGAGGAAGACGGGCCACCAGUGGACGAUGCAGACAUUCUACUCCACGGCACUCCCAUGCCGGUUCUGAAAGCGCUCCAGGUGCACGUUACGAAACAGCAAGCGGACCAUGACAAGGAGCUUCUUGACGGGCUUGCGAGGGCUGGGUUCAAAGUCGACCGUGGCCCAGACGGUGCGGGACUUUUCAUGAAGUAUUUCCAACGGGGCGGCGGCUAUUACAUUGAUGUUGGCGCAUCGAAAAUGAUUGCAGACGGCAGGAUCAAAGUGAAGCAAGGUCAAGAGAUUGCAGAGAUUCUGUCUGAUGGGAUUCGCUUCGCGGAUGGCUCUCUGCUCCAAGCCGAUGAAAUUAUCUUCGCCACAGGUUACGAGAACAUGCGAUCCCAAACCCGGUUGAUUCUUGGAGACGAGGUUGCCGACAAGGUCUCUGACAUCUGGGGGUUCAAUGAGGAAGGCGAAAUGAGAACCAUAUGGCAGCAGAGUGGCCAUCCAGGAUUCUGGUUCCAUGGCGGCAAUCUCGCAACUGCACGAUACUAUUCCAGGGUAUUGGCCUUGCAGAUUAAGGCCCUGGAGGCUGGCCUAUAUCGAUAUGGGGAGAAGUAG